Pocillopora meandrina is the source of this 8837-nucleotide messenger RNA. NCBI's taxonomy places the organism in Eukaryota, Metazoa, Cnidaria, Anthozoa, Scleractinia, Pocilloporidae. The record is from the annotation of a GenBank genome assembly.
AUGUACCUAAAGAUACACGACGGUCCGAGCGAGUCAAGUAGCCUAAUAUCAGAAUACUGCCUGAAUGUUACCUUUAGCACUAAAAAGUUCUCGUCGAGUGGCCGAAGUGUGUGGAUCGAGGCGAAAAAGGGACCUCUUGACUUUUACGGCGCAUUUCUUAUCUCUUACCAGGCCAUACCAUUUGAAGGUAACAGGAUUCGUAAUUAUAGAAAUGAAAAUGAUUUCAAAUUCGUUGUAACGUUGAUGCAAUCGUCGUGAUAAGUAAAUAGGCCUAAUUUUGUCGAGCCUAGUUCCCGGAACCUGGUUUUUCUUAAACUGAAAGGACUUCAGUUAAAGAACUUUCCAAUAUUGUAGCUCGGUAGGUAGGUCUUUUCAACUCAGUUUGUACUUUAAUAUAGAGGGUAAACUGCAUUCGAGAUUCAUGCAAUUCGCACGGUUCUGAGUACGGAUAAUGUUCUGAAUAAACCUUACAAUUUAGGAUUCUUAGAGGUUUGGGGGCUCCAGGGAACGGGGAGAGAGGAGAGCAUUUUAAAGAGGGGGGCUUUUUAGAAAGGGGGGCUUUUUAGAGGGGGGCUUUUUAGAGAGGGGGGGCUUUAGAGAAGGGGCUCACUGGAGGAGGGGCUUUCUAAACAGGCGAUUCAAUAGAGAGGGGGCUUCCAAGAGAGGGGGCUCAUUACAGGGGGCUUUUUAAGAGGGAAGCUUGCUGAAUAACUCACAACUUUCUAAACAUGUAGAGAAACUUAUAAAGGAUUUCAGAUAAUUUCUACAAUGAGACUAGUAUAACAAUACUAGAGUUUUUCCUAGACGGGAGAAAUAAGGGUGGCAUGGUAGAGACUUGAGCUUUGGACGAGGUGGGGCGGGGGGCUCAUUGGGAACUCAGUUCAACCUUUGGCCGGGGAUUGCUGAUUAGAAACUUGAAUCUUUUACCGGGAGUUAUCAAAGUCUUUACGAUAAUCUUCCUCUAUAGAGUGUCCAUUCAACAGCACAUUGAACGCUCCUCUGUCGCCUGUGGCACAUAACAUUUCUAGCCCCUACUGGCCUCGUGGUUAUCGCUUACACACGACAUGUGGAUGGUACAUCACGGCGCCUGAGAACUACACCGUGGUGCUGCAUCUCAAAUAUAAGCUAUCUAUGGACAGCGUAAAGGUUUAUGACGUGGAGGGCUCCGUGAUCAGCCUCCUCGCUCAUUUUACUGGACGUGUGCCAGGAUAUUUGUACCAAGCCACUGUGUAUUCCAAUUUCCGCCGUUUGUACAUCUUGUUCAAAAGUAAGAUUGACACAGAUGAAGGAUUUUAUGCAUCGUACUCUGCCGUCACUCCAAGUAUGUAUACGGGGCAACUUAAGAUUUAAGGGACACUCGAUGAGUGUGGGUUUGUAUAAAGGAGGGGUUGGGGCACGUUUUCUUGUGGGUGCUCCUGCUAGACCCUACACCCUUUAUAUAAUCCCGAAAUGUAAGACCCCUACAUAACUGAAUCACCGAUACAACGAGCUAAUUCCAGUAAUAUUGUUGAAAACUGUGAAUAAUAUGUGUAUCUCCGGUUGAAAACCCUACAACAAUUUAAACAUAAAGAGAACUUACUAAGGCUUUUAGAUACUUUUUACCGAGAUUUAACCAAAUUUAGAACAGUAAUAUAAUGUUUACCUUGGUGGAAGGGAGAUGGAGGCUUAUUAGAGAAAGAGGCGUCUUUGCAACAUGGGGUAUUGAAAACCUCAAACUCGGACCUGGGAGGGGCUUGAUCAGAAAUUGGAGCUCUUGACAGGGAAUUGUUAAAGCGUUCACGAUAAUCAUUCUUUCCAGUAUGUACAUUCAACUCCACAUUGAAUGCUCCUCUGUCGCCUGUGGAACAUAACUUCUCCAGUCCCUCCUUGCCUUUUGGCUAUCGCUUAAACACAACUUGUGGAUGGUACAUCACGGCGCCUGAAAACCACACCGUGGCGCUGCGUCUCACGUACAAACUCUACUUGGACAGUGUAGAGAUUUAUGAUGUAGAGGGCUCUGUGAUCAGCCUCAUCGCCCGUUUCACUGCACGUCUACCCUUACGUUCUGAAUCAACUACUAUAUAUUCCAAGUUUCGCCGUUUGUACAUCGUGUUCGAAAGUAAAGUUAAAACGAUUGACGUAGAGGAAGAAUUUUAUGCAUCGUAUUCUGCCAUCUCUCUAGGUAUGUAUGCGGGGCAAUUUUAUUUUUGAGGAACUUUGAACGGGGGAUGGGUGGAUAAAAAGGGAGGGCGUGGUCGUAGGGGAUGCUCCUGGCAAACCUUAUGGAACGUUAAGAGGGAAGGUUUUUAAAGAAACUUUGGUGCUGCGUCAGUGGGGGAUAAAAUAAGAUAAUUUGGUCGUAUCAACUGAGGUGAUAGUGUAAAUUGCCUACUGUAGAAAGUUUCUGAAGCUGACAAUUUGAGCGACGGAUGGCUUACGCUUGAAACUUCAGCUUUAGAAACUCUUUACGGUGGUUAAUCUACUUUAUUAACUUAGUUGAUUAAACCAAAUUAUCCUGUGGAUCGUAACCUCGAUACAGUUGCAUUAAAGCGUUAUCCCAGUGUAUGGAAGGUGUUUAGGACCAAGAGAAUAUCAAUUUUAGAGACUAGUCCCUCAUAAAGACCUUACUGCGAUGGUUACUUUUACAUGCGUAAAAUUACUUCAAAAUGUCUGACUGCGCACGCGUCUGGUCGUCUUCUCUUUAAGGGGAAUGAUGUUCCGGAAACCACAUAAUUUUUAUCGCCACCAUUGAAAAGUUGAUAUAAAAUCAUGCCAAUGACCGAGUUUUGAAACUACAGAAUGUCGCCUAACCUUUUCCAAACAGUCUACAAAGACACUAGAAAUUGGGCUAUGGGCGCCGCCAUUUUUUAUUUUGCUCAGCAAUGUGGCCGCUUACCUGUGACAUAAUAAUUUUUUUCUAUACACUCUGACAAGGUGGCGAUGAGACAUUAUCAGUUUCAGUCUAUUUCAUAUUUCUCGUUGAAAGUAAGCUCAUGUGAGGUAGUCUUCUGGCUUUUUCCUCACUUGAUCUCAGGAAACGUAUCUCUUGAAAGGUCUAUGUAGCCAUUCUGGUAUCUUGUCGAUUCAAUCUAACGUUAUUUAUCUUACGUAUUUUAAGAGGUAGAUAGCCCUUCUUGUUUUUUUUUUUAUCCAUACCCUUUCAUAAACCUUCAGCGCAACAGGUAUCGCUUUCGUGAGAGGCAGUUCAACCCAGGUAAACGAAUUUUUUAUGAUAUUCUUUCCAUCAUUAUAUCUGUAGCUCACGCCUGUUCAUCGAUGAACUCCUUGGAUGAAAAUAGGAAUAUUGUGUUGAAGAGUCCUUCGGGUGUCAUAACAACCCCUGGGUAUCCAUCCAGCUACCCGCAGGAAUUGAUGAAACAGUGUUUCUGGAAAAUACUAGCGCCUGUUGGAAAUAUUGUACUAGUGGAUUUCCUAUCCUUCCGGCUUCCGUCUUCUAGAACAUGUUUGACUAUUUUCUUUGCAAUAAAUAAAAGAAAUCCAACGCAAACGCUUCUCUGUGGACUGAAAGCAUCGUUUCUACUUUACUCAAUGACAAACGAGAUUGGUAUUGAAGGUCCGCAGUCGUACGGUUUUAACCCCGGACGUGGUGGAUUCAAUGCGAACUACACGACCAUACCAGCAGGUGAGAACGAAGGUUGGAAUGUCGCGCAAUAUGUAAUGUGUGAAGGAAGAAACUUAAUGUGACUCAAAACGCUUCCCAAGCGCUGACUUUGUAGGAAAACCAGGGCGGCGGCGACAUCUAGACCGUGUUGAAGCAAAGGAUUUCAUCAAAUGAGCACAACAAAAGCUCUGCACGUGCGUUAAAAACCUAGUACUUUAAAGAGGUUGGCUUCAGCCAAACAUUAGCGUGACAAAACCAAUUUUACCGCAUUAUAAGAACGAGAACCCCAACAACAAAUGUUUUAUGUCUUAAGCAACUUAGUACCUGACGACCUCAUGAUGUGUUAAGCUUGAGGAGAAUGUGUGAUGCUGUUCACGAAUUGACAUCGAGCCAGUCGCAAAAACCACAAAUUUCAAGUUCAUUUUGAAUCAAUCUUUUCAAAGGCGUCUCAUCUGGUUUUUAAGGCUACCGCUUUGUGAAGGUUCCUCCUUUGUAACCUAUACUCACUUGCGACUAUUUAACUGCGGUGAUAAUAAAAGGAUGUUUUAAUCAAUUGUAAAAACGGUUGCGAUUAUUCAUCAUUUUGGUUACUUUAGUAAUGAAGCUUUAUCCGUCGUUUUUAAUUGUUUUCUUUUUCCUUUGCGAAAAGAAUCGCAGUAGGCAGUUGAAACGUCGCAGUUUACAUCGGAACGGACUACAUUGAGCUACGAGCGAUUAAACUUCGUUAUGGAAAGAACUUUUAACUCCGUCGUUACCUUAGCAUUGGGAAGCGAAAAUCGUCUUUUUAGCCUGUUUUUAUUCCUGUGCGUGUAUAUGCGCAUGUUGCAAUUACAUUUGAGUUCAUCGAGAUGUAGGUGUUAAUUUUGUUUCUUAGUUCUGGUUUCACGGAACCAUUUCCAAUUCUAUAUUUCGUUUGACCUUUACAGCUUCAUCAGGGGUUUGCAUCCCAAGCAACAACAGCACUUUACACAUGGCGGCAGAGGGAAUGACGUUUUCAACUCCUGGCUUCCCUCUCUAUCCUGGAAAAGGCCGAUGUAACUGGAAUAUAUCCGUAUCCGAAGGGAAUUUAAUAAAACUGACGUUUCUGUCGUUAUCAACGCGUUGUAAUAAGAGUUAUGUGGAGAUUUUUGAUACGACAAAUUCCACAAGGAUCCCCCUCGGAAAAUUCUGCGAUGUAACUUCUGGUGACUUUGAAGUGUACUCGCGAGGAAACAGUCUACUUGUUACGCAUGUAAAUCUCCUGAAUACCUCGGCUUCCACAGGGUUUUUGGCGACAUACGAAACCGUUAAGGCAAUCCCUGCUAAAUACGCUUGUGGUAAAUUAGACAUUUAUGGCAUUCCAACUAAAUUAGGAGACAGUUUUGGUGAAUUUGCUAGUCACCAGUUCCCUCGUUCUUACUCCAAUGAUGUCAAAUGCUCCUGGAUUAUUCAAGUUCCAGUUGGAUUUCUCGUGAAUUUGACUUUUCAUACGUUUGAGCUUCAAGAAUCCCCAGGCUGUUCUGCAGACCACGUAGAGAUCAAACAAGGGAAAUCAGUUUGGUCAGUUACUGAGUUACUUGGAAGAUUUUGCGGUGCAUCAGUACCCAGAGUUAUUCAGUCCAACCGUUCUAUAGUCAGAGUGGACUUUGUGGCGGACAGCUCAGGAAGAUACCCAGGAUUCCAUGCAAGCUUUAAAGCAGUUUCUGAUCGUAAGUAGGGUACCUUUUUGAUCAGGCGUCCAAAUUAAUUCAGCUUUGCUUUAAUAUUACUUUACUUUGCGAUUGGUCUGAAAAUUUCAUGCAAACCAAAACAAAUCGUAACUUGGUCACUCGCGAAUCAAACGUAUGCAGAUUGAUGUAAAGGCUUAUGAACAAACACAAAGGUCAAACGUGGGGCAUGCGCAAGGAGAUCUAUUUUGCCCGCCCGCGCUCCCAUUUCCCGCGAAAAAUUUCAAAGGAAAACAUUUGAAGGAACCGCUGUCUCGCGAAAAGCGAAAUAACAUUUGAAACUCAUAGAAAUCUGUAAAUGGAAGCAAAAGUAAAGAAAAGGAAAACUCAAGACUUUUCGAACACAAAGCUGAUUCAAGUUAGAUACACUGUUGAUUCACUACUCUGUUUUGAGCUUUACCAAAAACGUUGUAUGCUUAAAACACCGUGACUUACUGGCUUGAGUGGUGUGUGGUGUUACUCGUGUUAGACCUGGUCAUUGCGUUCGCACAUGCGCAGACGUUCGACCGCUGUGUUCUAGGAUCAAGAGAAAAUAAACCAAAAUGGUUAAAGCUCUCUUUUAUCAUUUCAGCCGCCAUGGGCCCAUGUAAAACUCAAGGAAUAAAUAACGUCAUCCCUCUUAACGGGAAAACUGGAAGAUUAUUUUCCCCGCUGUAUCCGGAGACAUUUCCUAACAAUAUGACGUGCACGUGGAUCAUAGCAGUUACCGAGGGCCAUUUUGUCAGGUUGAGAAUAACCUCUUUUUUCCUGGCACAUGUUUGUAAGCAGACGACUUUGGAAAUUCGAGAUGGCCAGAAAUCCUCCAGUGACUUACUUGGGAAUUUUUGCGGGAGCUCCUUUGAAAGAUCGGUAUUCUCCAGCGGUCGUCAUCUCUGGAUUCGGUUCCAUUCUGACAAAGAUGAAUUGUUGUACGGGACGGGAUUCAAUGCUUUCUUCGAGAUGGUUGGCCAAUGUAAGUUUUUUUUUUUAUAUUAUUGUUGUAAUUGAAUGAGAGGUAACCAUGGUAAGAGAAAAUGAAUAAGCCACUGUCCAUCCUCAAGAUCGAAAGAAAACGUAUCCGAAUCGCGAUUUCAACUCUUGUAAGGGUACACGGAAUAAUCCAAGUUUCUAAAGGUAACGUGCGCUUCAGAAACUGGGAAAAAUUUUGCUAUCUCCGCCACAGAAAAGUUUAUGUAAAAUCAUGACCCCCAACAGCUUUUUGAGAUUCCUUAGAGCGAACUUACGCUGAGAAAAUUGUCUUCAAAUUUAUUUAGUUUUGUUACUGUGGUUGCCGCCAUUCUCAAUCUUGGUUAACAAUCUGGCCACUGUCUUACGACGUUACAAUUCUAAGAACUAUAAAAAACGCAGGCUGGACACAAUUGAUUUUUUUUCUUUUUAAGCUUUUUGUCAACUUCGCAUUGUAGAUUUGAAGGUGUUGACUUAUUUUUCGACUGAAGGCAUUUUUACUGAAAACAUCUUUCACUUUAAAAAGUCGAAUUUACAUAAUUCUAUGUCUUCAUCUCGUUUUCUUGUAGUACCAGCUCCGUUUUCCUGCACAGCGAAGGACUUAAACAUCAAAUUGAAGUCUGAGACAGGAACUCUGGCCAGUUACAACUACCCUCUGCCGUCUGACGACUCUGUAGAAUGCAUCUGGUCUAUCAGUGUAGACACUAAUUCCAAAAUUAUAUUGUCUUUCGAGUUUUUCAAUGUGUCCCGGACCAGUGACUGUUCUGAGGACUAUGUAGAAGUGCGAGAUGGAAUGUUCAGCACCAGCGACCUUGUUGGAAAGUACUGUGGAGCAGAGAAACCCUCGAAGAUAACCUCGGAUUCUUGGAACUUGCGUGUAGCUUUUAAAUCGAGUGGCAAGUUGAAAUAUCCUGGGUUCAAAGCCACCUACAAAAUAAAAAAGGGUAGGUGAAUAUCCUGAGAUCAAUUUGCAAUAGGAAAGGCAGGAAAGAUAUUAAAUGUGUCUGCACGGAUAGCUUUGCACGUGCAUCACGAUUUUUAGCGCGUUGUGUGUCAUCAGCAUCAGUUAGUGCUACGUAAUGUGCCGCUGGGAAGAAGCUUUCUUUUGGCGUGGGAGCGUGUGGUUUAUUGUCACGUGCCUGUGCGGGCAUUUGCUUGUUUUGUGCGUGUUGCGUGAAAUAAUGAUUGCAUGAGCCAAUGCGUUUUGCCAUCUUACGGCGAACAAGUCUGUAAUUUACGUUCAUCGACAAAGCAGACUUAUGGUGCAACCUUUCAAAGCUCAUAGGAUGCUCUGGUGACGUAAAUUGCUUUCACGCUCCUUUGCUGUUCUAGCUAACCAUUUUUCUGCUUUUUCCUAUUUCCUGUCAGAUCCAACCCUUAAAAUUCUUAAGAUCGUCGGGAUUUGUGUUGGAGCACUGUCUUUGCUGUGUGCUAUAGUUGCCGGUUCUUGCCGUUGUUGCAAUAGGAGGCAUAACCAAUCGCAACCCGAAAACGUUUUAGCUAUGCAAGGCACAGUCAACGCUGGAACUGAUGGGGAAGGUAUCAGGAACCAAACAGGCAGUUCAUGAAAACCUGCAUAGUGAUCUUUAUAACUCAAAGAGCUAUCAAGCCACCUUAAAAUAAACAACCCUAGCUUGUCUUACUGAUCUGCUCUCUCGAUUAUGAGAGUUAAAACUGUUACCUGCUCUUUGCCAAAUUUCAGAGCUACGAGGGAAAAUGUUCAUGACCUUAUCGAUGAUCAUAGUAACUACCGGCUUGCACUGAAAUUGCGCAGGUUUGACAUAUUCAGAAUCAAUCGGGGAGAACUGGGUCGAGUUAUCAGGGAGCCUCGACUUCCCAAACUAGAUCCAGUUCCCUUGCUCUCGUUCGAACCGAAACCCGAACAGAUGAAGUAAAUUCUUCAUAGCUAUAUUUCAGAAUUAACACUUUAGAGAACGUUCAAACUUGAGUUUAAUCUCAAUUGAGGUCAGUCAUUGAGGUCAAUCAUUGAAUCAACGAAUUUAACUUGAUGAAUUUGUUUUCGAUAUUAAUAUGCCAACUGCCUUAUGUUAUUAUAUGAUUAUUUAUUUCAUUAACAACAAGGAUUUCCGGGGCGAUUCUUUUAACAUAUUAAAGGUGAAACACUAGAGCAUUUUUAAUUAAGUCAAAAGUAUUACGGGAUAGCUUUGGUUUUACUCUAUAUUGCUCUGUGACUGGCGGCGAAAACUGGCAGAACGUUAUAAACCAACCAGAUACAAAAGUAAAAAGACUCUUGGCUUGGUUACACGCGUUUUCCCGCGCUUCACGCAGUUUGCGUGUUUAUUCUUCGGUUCCUCAUUGGCUCCUUGUGAUGUUUUUCUUUGUUCUGAUUGGCUAUUGAGAUAAGGUUGAUUUUAGUUUUCGACCAGCCUGAACCAGAGUGUCUCGAUGGGGUGAAACGAUAACCAUAAAAAGGCUUAAAAAUUUAGCUGUUAGGCGUAAAAAUUGACAAUUUGACAGGUAGUCGUGAAAAAGUUGACCGUAAAUAAAACUUCCGAUGACAACAAUGGAAUGAUAUUAACCAUUAGCCGUAAAAUGGCCAAAAUUUUAACCGUUGGCCGACACCC